Molecule: messenger RNA, 979 nt
Organism: Nannospalax galili (Upper Galilee mountains blind mole rat)
Lineage: Eukaryota; Metazoa; Chordata; Mammalia; Rodentia; Spalacidae
Gene: Mrps11
Product: mitochondrial ribosomal protein S11
Exons: 6
Coding region: 139-759 (206 amino acids)
Biological process (GO): translation; maturation of SSU-rRNA from tricistronic rRNA transcript (SSU-rRNA, 5.8S rRNA, LSU-rRNA); ribosomal small subunit assembly
Cellular component (GO): ribosome; mitochondrial small ribosomal subunit
Molecular function (GO): small ribosomal subunit rRNA binding; mRNA 5'-UTR binding; structural constituent of ribosome
Source: RefSeq, a predicted model, not a curated record
UCGUGUCAGACCAUUAAGAGAGGGAGAGACUUCAUAUCGAUAGUUUAUGGCGCAUUUAAAUUGAAAUAAAAGUGGGUGACGGGCCACACAGAGAGCAGUCAGCUGAUUUCCCUUCGGUGAACUUCCCCACAGGCGCACAUGGUGCUGGCUCCAGCCGGGCCGGGCUCGGCGGACGGAAGCCGGGGAGGAUCAAGUCCAGUCAUGCAGGUCGUAAGAAACGCUGGGUCUUGGCUCCUGCGGUCAUGGACUGGGCCCGUGACAGCUAGGGCAGUGGCGGGUGUCCCAGCUCAGACCAUCCACACCAACGCCCAGGAGAUGGAAGACGCGGCCCCCAAGACGGAAGUUGAAAGGAAGGCGGCUCCGAGCCGCUUCAGCAUUUACCCCCCAGUUCCAGGACAAGAAGGCUCUCUACGCUGGGCAGGAAUGAAAUUUGAAGAGGUUCCAAUUGCACACAUUAAAGCAACUAACAACAACACACAGAUCCAGGUAGUCUCUACCACUAAUGUGCCCCUGGCUCGGGCCUCCUGUGGCACGGAAGGUUUUCGAAAUGCCAAGAAAGGCACUGGCAUCGCAGCCCAGACAGCAGGCAUAGCAGCAGCAGCGAAGGCGACAGGGAAGGGAGUGACCCACAUCCGAGUUGUAGUGAAAGGCCUGGGACCAGGACGCUGGGGAGAGGAAGGAGACAUCCUCAGCCCAGCAGGGAUGUGGCUUCCCCAAGGAGGUGACUUCUCAUCUAACUUUGCAAGAAUGAGGCAUUAAGGUGUGAGUAUGUGUGUCCUAGGGAGAGGAAAAUGCUCAUGUAAAGCUAUUGGAGUGCCAGGGUCAAAUCUGUUCUCAGAUUGUAAAGUGCAAGGUGGAGAAGCAGGUGCUUAGAAUUAUAGGUAUCAGCUGGUGAACCUCCCUGCUCCCUUCCUGCCACUUCCCUCUUGGGCCCUCUAUGGAAAUGCUGAGUCAUAAAUUUGGGGACUGCUCUUCACUU